Molecule: messenger RNA, 6556 nt
Organism: Nothobranchius furzeri (turquoise killifish)
Lineage: Eukaryota; Metazoa; Chordata; Actinopteri; Cyprinodontiformes; Nothobranchiidae
Gene: fbrs
Product: fibrosin
Source: RefSeq, a predicted model, not a curated record
CUCCAACCUCCAGCCUGAUGACUGAGGAAGAAGAGCGAAGCACACAAUGCACAGCAGCAGCACGGCUGGGCUGACAGACAAGGGUUGUGUCUCUCUCAUUUCACCAUUAAUUCCCAGUUCCGUGGAAACUUGUGAAACAACAGCAGCGGAGCCGUUCAGUUCCUCUGCUUGUACAGUUUCACCCAGGACUAUGAGAUAAAGAGACCGGAAACGACGGCUGACGGUUAACUUCUUCCAAACAUUGGAUUAUAAAGAGGCUGUAUGAAGGAGCUGCCCAGCCCAUCGGGGGGCUCGACUCGACGGACACCCUGGAAAUCGACACCGAGGCUUUAAAAUUUGGGCCUUGGUGUUUUUCUUGUUAUGAACGAAAGGAGAGUUCUACGUGAAUAGGCGACAUAUUAUUAUUCUGUGGCGGAUAUUUUUAUAUAGCGUAUGUAAACUUCCUGCACGCGUUAACGUUUGAGGGAUUGGUUGCGGGUGGUUUAACUGGUUAGCCGCAUUGCUAACAUUACGUCUUUUCUUUUGAUCAACCAUCGGCCAUCAACAUUGGGACAUUAAGAAAAAUGGCUCGUGUGGCUGUGUGGUUUUAAUUAGCUUUCAUCUGUAUAGCUCAGCAUGUCCGUCUUUCCGAGUGUGUUUUGCUAAUAUUGUGAUAUCCUUAAGUUGCGGUCCAAAUAAAUUGUAAUAUAUUGCGCUAGCCGCGAUGCUAUCGAAAAGAAGCUAAUCGCUGACCUAACGUCAACAAGCCUUUACUACUUAAAGUCAACUAGACAGCUUAUUUUUAUUGGUUAGAUUGGGCUCGGUUAACAUUAGCUGACAACAUUAACGCGACAAAAUGAACAUUAAUGAUAAACCGCAUUUUUUAGCUAAUACAUUUUUGUAAAUAAAUGUAAAAUAACGGUUGUGUUGUAUAAAAGCAGGGUUUGAUUUUGUUGCAUUUAGGCAGCUUAUUGGGGUUCGUCUGUUACACUAGUCUUUUUGUUUACAUGCGUCUGACCUGUGUGAAUAUAUAACCCGAGACACAAUCAGCCAUGUCCUGACAUCUGUCGUGGAUGCGGAUCUCCGUCUGUGUUCUGAUUAAUUGAAAUGACACUAAAAUUUCGCAGAAAGAAAGGCACAGAUGCCAAUAGACUCUUGUCAUUGGACGGUAAAUAAACUGCUGGUUACAUUAAGGCCAUUUUAAACAGAGGCUCCCUCUGAGGGCCUGUGUGGUAUUUUUGUUUUACUUCACCCAAAGUGGUUCGGUGCCUUCCACCGAACCUGGACUUAAAUAAGUGCCUUUUGGUCCCGUUGGCGUUACAAAGGGAGGUGGUGUUCGAACAUGGAGGGCCCGAGCCGGAGCGCUGGUUUCAGACAGAGCCGACGGUCCCGUUCACAGCGAGACAGGGAGCGGCGGCGGAGGAGAGUGGACCUGGCCGAUGAGCGGGCCACGUCCCUGUCCUCGGGCUCCGAUCGAGAGGCUUGCGGGACGAACAACGGCCUCGGCCCUACCGGGAGAGAAUGUCGGCCCGGUUUUGGGAGAAACAGGCCUCCACGUCGGAGGAAGAGGGAGUCCGUGUCCUGCGAGGAAGACAUCAUCGAUGGCUUCGCUAUUGCGAGCUUCAUCAGCUUGGAGGCACUGGAGAUGGACUGUUCCCUGAAGCCCAAUCAGCGUACCGACAUGUUGGGAAGGAGGAACAAGGGGAAGAGGGGCCCCGAGCAGAACGGCGGGGAGCCGCUGUCGGGACCAGAGGAAGGACCUCCUCACAGCUACUCCAGCAGCUGCUGGAAAAAGAGCAUUAACAAGAGAAGAAAGAUCGAGGGUCCUCUUUUGGAGACUGGCUACAUAUGUGACGCUGAAAGCGAUACAGGAGACAAGGCUUCUGACAACGACAUGGAUCCCGUGUUCACAGUCAGCACUAGAAAAGUGGUGGAUCCCGCUCCUUCAAGCAUGAGCACGUCCGUGGGUAAAACCUGCCAGUCUCUAGCUGCAAGUUGUGGCGGAGUCUCGCGGUUAAUGGUGACCCCUCGAGUGUCCGGCCUGGAGCGAAGUCAGGAGAAAAGCUUGGAGUCGCACUUCCCAGAGCCGGUUUCUUCGUCUUCUACCUCUUCUGUUUCCCUGUCUUGCCUGUCUUCCAACUCCUCAGUCACAGCUUCAGGCGCCGUACCCCGGCCCAGUCCGAUGAAUGGGAACAGCACUCGUUACAACUGCAGCCCGCCACUCUCCAAACCCAAACCCUUCCACAGUUUGCCUCCACGCUCUCACUACAAGAGCAGCACUCCAGUCAAACCUCCAUUGUCUGCUUCAUCUGUUGCCUCCCCUUCAAUCGCUAUGCGUUCUCCAACUCCUUCCACUAGCGUGUCCCUGUCCCACAGUCGGGGCUCAGGCUCUUCAGGGCCCCUCCGACCCCCCUCCCGAGCCAGUGCUGGGGCCUUGUUCACACCUUCACCUGGCCUGCCUCUUCCUCCACCUCUACUACAAAUUCCUGCUAAUUCAGCAGCAGCUGCAGCAGAGCGCGAGGGCAGACGCAGCGUGCCAGGGGCAGAAAAUAACUCUACAGCAACGGGCCGCACCACCCCCGGUGCUCCAUCGGGAUCGAGCUCGGCCUCCAGCUCUUCGUGCCGGACGUCUCAUAACCAGACGAGCGUCCCGCCGCUGGCCUUCCAGUUCCAUCAGCACAACCACCAGCACCAACACACACACACACACCAACACUUUGCGCCCUUUAUGCACCCCUCAGCUACUGCACCUCCUCUGUUUGAGAAGUAUCCAGGCAAAAUGGAAGGGCUGUACCGGCAUCCAUUCUUCCAACAAUACACCCCACCCUCAGUGUCAAGUAUUCAGCCUGUGAUUCCUCCUGCUGGGCCUUUUGGCUCAUUGCAAGGAGCAUUUCAGCCAAAGCCUCUUGUUCCCCAGGGAACAGCUCCUGACGUAACAGCGCGACUCGGGGUUGUGCCUCACCACCUGCAGCCCAAAGACCCCAGGCUAACUGAUCAUUUUGGGACAUCGUUGAAAAUCAGUAAUAAGCCAGGAAAAUGGUGUGCUAUGCACGUGCACGUGGCCUGGAUGAUUUUAAGCCACCAAAAGAAAGUGAAGCUGAUGCAGGCCGAGCCUCACAAGCUGGACUUUCGGAGUGACCUGCUGGCCCGUUUUCCUGGAGCUGUGGGUCUGGGCCAGCUGGGGCCCAUGGGAGGAGCCCUGCCUCCAACUCAUGACUUGACUAGACCCCCUACUCUCUUCCAAGCUGCAGGUGCAGUUAAUCCAUCUUCAGCACCUUUCAUCUCUCCAUCUGCGCCACACUCCUCUUUCCUUCCGCCCGCUGCUCACUUAGGUAGGAGAAACUUAAAACAUAAUCCAUAUGUUCGAUCCCCGCCAUUUACUCCCCUUGGAGCUCUUGGUUCUGGUGCCUUUGGUGGACUCGGCAGCCCAACGCUGGCUGGCUCCAUGUUUGGUCAUAAAGACCCACCGCCCAAUACGGUCGGGGGUUUGUCCACACCUAACCAUCUCGACGCGUGGAACCGUCUGCAUGGUGGUCCAUCUGGGUUCCCUGCACCCCACAGCUGGGCUAAAGGAGCAGAAAAAAGGGAAGAGAGGGAUCGAGGGAAGGAUGGAGAAAGGAGGGACAUGCCCCAAAUAAAGCAUGAAAAGGACAGAGACAACAUGCUGUAUGGCCGACAACCCGUGAGAAUGUCUCCACUUGCCUCGUCCUUCAAGCCCCGCAGUAGCACCCCAGUCUCCCACUUAAAUGGACACAGCAGUGCCCUGGGGGGGAGCGGUGGACCAUUAGAGGACCUGACGCGCAGCUUAAACAGAGACCGAGAUGAAGACAAGAGGCCAGUGCCCACAGUGUCCUCAAGGAUUCCUCCUCUUGGCCCUUCAUCUUUGGGAGCAGAGAGGGACAGGCCUCGGUCUUCCUCAUCUUCUGUCCUCACUACCCCACCACCUUCCAACCACUCAAUCCCAUCUCCUUUGGACCUGUUCCCUCGCUCACAGGCUCAAGCGGCCCACAGCCUCCACAGUGAACCAUCACACACUCACAGAGACAAUAACGUCCCGGCUUUGUCAGCAGCUUCUUCUUCUGUUGCUUCGUUGUCUCAGGCCAAGAAGUCUGACCGCACCACAACGCCUGUUUCCAAACCUCUGCCCCCCCCACCAGUUAAAGUCAAAGAGGAGAGGAAAGAAGAGCCAGAGCCCAUCCCCAUUACCCUCCAUCCCCAACUGCCUAGUCACAGCUUUGACCGCCCCAACAGCCACCCACAUCACCCCAGUUCUGGUACCCCUUCCUCCUCCUCCUUAUCACUCACUCCCACUCCUGUUGUUUCCCUCCCACCACCCACUUCAAACACUCCUUCCCACCUGCCACUACUGGACCGCUCAAGGGCAAUUGAGGCUUUCCUGGGAAGUGCACCGAGUGCUGCUGGGUUUGUUGUAGGUCCAGCAGGUGAACGCUUUACUCCUGGUCACCCUCAAGGCCCCGGUCAGGGUCCACAUAGCUUCACCUGGGAUCCCUGGAGGGAGUUUUCAGUUCAGCAGCAACAUCGUAGGGAUGCUUUGGCAAUUCGGUCAGAUCCGCACCUAGCCCUGAGAUCUGAUCCACAUUUGGCUCGAUUGUUCCAACAGAGGCAAAUGAUGGAAGCAGAAAGGGCUGCAGCUGUAGCUGCAGCAGCAGCAGCAGCCGCGCCUCAGCACCCUCCUACGUCUACCUCCGCUGGUCCCUCUGCUGCUGUUCGCCCCGAUUUUGGACUGAUUCCCUUUGAUCGCCAUCCUCACCUUGGACCUCCCGGAGGCAGUCUCAUUGAUGAGGAGCGAGCCCAGAUCUUGAGGGAAGACUUUGAGCGUGCCCGCUACUUUGGGAUGCACCCACAUCUCCCUCAUGGCCCUCACCUGUCAAGCCCUUCUCAUGCUGCUGCCGCUCACCUGGAGCAGCUCCACCCUGGCCUUCUCGGCCACCCCCUCCCCUCUGGAGCCAGUGCUGCUUCCCAGCACCACGGGGGUCUGUACUCUCGGCUCGGGCCGAUCAACCCGCAUCACAUGCCCAAUGGCAUCCUCUCAAAGACAACUGCAGAAUUGGUGGGAGCUCUGUCAGUGGGGGCACCACCUCCUCUCAUUCCGUCCAUAACCAGUCGGUCGUCUACUCCCCCUCGUAGUUCAAGACUGGGACGGCCAGGUGAACUGGCGCUGUACAGCACCCACAAAGAUGGGGAGUCCAGAUAGUACUGGGAUGACAAUGGCGGAGAUUAAGGGAAAUGUCAGGAUCACUGUGCUGCUCUCAACUUGUCCCCUUUUCCUCAUUUAGACUACUAAAUCCUGCCUUCCCAUUUACACAACCAAACCAGCUUCAGACCCCCACCCCCCCACCACCACCACCACUCAAAUAAGGAGACAGACAAUAAAAAGUAACAACAGGCUGAAGGAGCAUGGUUGUGAGGAAAAUGCAAGACUUUGUGUAAACCCAACAGUCUUUUCGGUGCAAUGGCUUCGGUACAUGGUUUCUCUGCAUCCAUGGUGAAUUUUUAAACUGGCUGUUGGUUCAUCUCUGAGUUUAUGAAUCUGUAAGAAGAGGCAGAGGACAGAUUCAUCAAGUAAUUUAUGAUCCAAGCUCUUAAGCAAGCAUUUCCUAGGUGGGUUAGAGGUGACUUCCAGAGAAAUUGACACCUUAAAACAUGCUUCAACUUCAACCUGGUCACUUAUUAUCAUGUACUUUAAUGCCCUUCUUAACAUUAGCCUGGUAUUGUUUUUGAGGGGUUUUAAAAUCACAGUAGUAAACACAUUUUUGCAUCUGUCAUUGUGAAAAGGCACAUUACUGAUUAGACCAUUUAGUUAAGAUCAGUAAACAUCUUACCUCAGUUUAAUGGUUUAUCCAAAAAUCCUGACUCCACACCCUCACCUUUUACUGAUGAUGAGAUUGAAAUGUUUGGCUGUUUUGCUUUCAAAGGAUGUAUGGCUAAUGAACUGUGCAACUGUGUGUGAGUGCACACGGUGUUUUAGAGCUUCCUUUAACUGAUUCCCAGUCUCCUCUUGACUAUAUGAGCAGGACCAGAUUAUAGUAGUCUAGAGAAAUUGCCUUUGUAAUUAUUAUUCGUAACAUUAAUUAUCUUCUAUAAUAAUAAAUAUAUUCAUUGUUAUGUUACUUGUCAUUGUUUGGUUAUCAACCAGCACUGUCUCUCUGCAGGAAGUAAUCAUGCAAAAGGCUGGCUUCACUGAAACCUUUUUCAUGCUUGUGAACAUUAAGCCUUAUCCGUGGCAGCCUCUGGCGUCAUCAAGGAACUGAGUUAAAGCCGAGAGCCAGGCUGGCCCAUGAGUCACUGGUUGUGUGUUAUUGUUGGGACUGUUGAAACCUUGUACAUUGAACUGUCAAUGUUGUUUCAUCAACAAAAAAAUAAGUUAUAUACAAUAAUGAGUGGGACAUCUGCUGAAGAACUGAAAAAAAAAAAUUAAAACCAUGUUGAAAUGAAACCAGACAGUGAGUAUCCUGAGGUAAAAGACUGGGUCGGAUAUUUUAAUAUGACCAUUUUAUACCUUUCAAAUCCUCCCCUAGAGACCACAAAGAAUAAUUAUUAAAUGAAUUGUUGUUUA